AGUUUCUAGGCCCUGCACGUAAUCGCGUGUCCACGCACGGUGAACGCUAGCACUCGUUUGCUAGACGGCCGGCUAGCAAAACGAGUCGAUUUCUCCUGGUGCGCGAUAUCGCGGUAAGAGGUGGAGGAGACGUUACUCGUCGAGAAAUUGGAGGGUAUUGUCGAAGGCACCGGUUACGAGGGGACCUUGUGGUAGUUAGACAGGAAACGAUAGGAACGAGAUAGAAUAGGCGAGAAGACGGAAAGGAGAAAAGAAGAAAAGAAGGAAAGAAAGAACGGUGGAAGAAGAGGAAGAGAGACGGAAAUAAAGAAGAACGAAAGGUAGCCAGAGUGUACAGGACACACGAGGAGAGAGACGACAGGGCGAGAGAAAGACACACACGAAGCGCGUUAGAGUGCGUGAUCCAAAAUGGCGCUGAACCAGGACGUGGACCAGUUGUCGAAGAGUAAUCUCGUGGUAAGGAUCGAUCAAAACUCCGAAUCGGAUCUACAGGCGCUAUUCGACAGCGUCCUGAAGCCAGACUCGAAGCGUCCGCUGCAAGUACCAUUGCGCAUGCGCAAUCUACCAGAUUCCUUCUUUAAUCCACCGUCGACGGGUAGCAAAAGUCCCUCGAUCUCGCAUUCCCGGGAGAAUUCGGCAGAUUCGGCGUUCGGUACAGCAGCCGCGGCCGCAGCGGCAGCGGUCGGCGGCGGUGGGCCAACACCCGGUGGAAACGCGACUGGUACACCGGCUACCGGAGCAGCAGGUGCGGCUACUGGUGGAAGUGGAAAUAGCGCUGGUAGCGGAUCAAACGCCGCAGGUGCGGCCGCGGCUGGCCUUACCGUAGCUCAUCCUCGCGCCCACAGCAGCCCGGCUUCUCUUCAGCAAACCUACGCCUCGGCUCAGCAGGCGCCUCAGCACGCGCCUCAACCGCACGCGCGUCACCAUCAUCACCAGAAGCAACGCAGCUACGACGUCAUCAGUACGGUCGACGACCUAGGUCCCCUGCCGCAUGGAUGGGAACAGGCGCGCACCCCCGAGGGACAAAUCUACUUCCUCAACCACCUGACGCGAACCACGACAUGGGAAGAUCCACGAAAAACAGCGGCGGCAGCGAACGUGGCGGCUGUGGCCGCCGCCGUCGACAAUGGAAAAUCCUCGACCGGCGCUACCAAUUCUCUAGGUCCAUUGCCCGACGGAUGGGAACAAGCGCGUACUCCCGAAGGAGAAAUCUACUUCAUUAAUCAUCAGACACGCACCACUUCGUGGUUCGAUCCAAGAAUCCCCACUCAUCUUCAAAGGGCCCCAACCUCGGGUGCGAUGUUACCGCAAAAUUGGCUUCAACAGCAACAACCUACAGGUGGUGGUAUUCAGAAUAAUCAAACAUUGCAAGCGUGUCAACAGAAACUUCGCCUCCAGUCGCUACAAAUGGAACGCGAGCGUCUCAAACAACGGCAACAGGAAAUUAUACGUCAGCAAGAGCUAAUGCUUCGACAAAGCACUACCGAUGCCGCUAUGGACCCAUUUUUAUCGGGAAUCAACGAGCAACACGCACGCCAGGAAAGCGCGGACAGUGGUCUGGGCCUUGGUUCUGCUUAUUCCCUUCCUCACACACCGGAAGAUUUUCUUGCAAAUAUCGACGAUAAUAUGGAUGGUACAAGCGAUGGUGGCGCACCCAUGGAGACCCCGGAUCUUUCUACUCUGAGCGAUAAUAUCGAUUCGACCGAUGAUCUUGUUCCAUCGUUACAGCUGAGCGAAGAUUUUAGUAGCGAUAUUUUGGACGAUGUGCAAUCGUUGAUAAACCCUAAUACGACAAAACCUGAAAACGUGCUGACGUGGCUGUAGUAUGGAGGAGGAAAUUGUCUAUGACAGGCAAGCAAUUUAUGAAAUUGAUUCGUUACAAAAAAAAAAAAAAAAAAAAAAAAAGAAAAAAAGAAAAAAAAAUUGCAAUUUCAAUACGUCUAAACCGAAUGGAAUGAUUCUAGAGGAUCUUACCAAUAAAGUAACGACUAUUCCAUAGAAAAGAAGAAAAAAAAGAAAAAAAGAACGCACGUGAACGAGAAAAAAAUUUAAAGUUUAAGUAGAAAUGGAGCCUUAAUUACAACGCGUUAUGCUCAACGUAUAUACGAACGUGUAUACAGCAACAUUCGCAGGGUGCCCUAGAAAUGUUGACAAUCAUGCGGACGAUCGUACUUUUUAUUGAAUUCUAUACCGUGAAUUUCUUGUUAUUUGACGCGUUUGUUGAA
Messenger RNA from Apis florea (little honeybee), 2225 nucleotides. It is a transcript of the gene yki, whose product is annotated as Transcriptional coactivator yki. Gene Ontology annotation, cellular component: nucleus; cytoplasm. Gene Ontology annotation, biological process: positive regulation of transcription by RNA polymerase II; hippo signaling. Lineage: Eukaryota; Metazoa; Arthropoda; Insecta; Hymenoptera; Apidae. The record is from RefSeq and is a predicted model, not a curated record. Gene Ontology annotation, molecular function: transcription coactivator activity; protein binding.